GAAGAGAGUCCCUCUGUUUCCUUCCUUCUUCCAUGGGGUUUCCUCGUCUUCCACACUGUAUCCGAAAGCGACAUUUGGCCAAUCACUCUCCUCUGAGUCACGACGUCCUUUGCUCUUCAUCUUCACCUUCUGAAUUCGCUUCUCUGCUACGCUAUUUCCCUCUCUCUCUCUCUCUCUCUCUCUCUCUCUCUCUCUCUACACUGUGAAUCCGUUUUCAGAGUUUCGUUUCGAUGGGUUCUGAGGUAAUGGAGAAGAAGGAGGCAACAAUGUCUAAAGGGAAAGACCUCGUCGAUGUCGUCUUCUCGUGGUCUCUUCCUGAUGUGCUCAACAAACGCCUCUUCAAAGGCCAGGUUGGGGAGAUUCCUAGUACGUUCCCAUCCUGCAUGGCUUACUUCAAGUCCUUUGUUCCAGCACUGAUCGAAGAAACACAUGAGGACUUGAUGUCAAGCAUGAGAGCACUGCAUCACGCACCAGCUUUCGAGAUACGCGAAAUCAGACACAACAAAGGUUUCAAAGGUCCUAAUAACUUGUUGUAUGAUUUGUACUUACAAGGGAUGUCUGAUGUCAAGACUGAUGGAGAUCGUAAGCAAUUGGAGCCGAGAGAUCUUAUUGCAGUGACACUCAAGAAGCCGAAUCGUGUUGAUGACUUGAGAAUUUUCAACGAGCCUUUCUUACUGGCUCUUGUCUGCAAUAUGGAUCCGGACAAUCCCACUGUGCUCACUGUUUUGGCCUCGAAGCCCAUCCUUUCGGAUAACAUAGGGAUAGACAAGAGAAAGAAGGAGACAUUGUAUGGAGUCUAUCUGAUCAACAUGAUGACCAACAUUCGUAUCUGGAAAGCCCUCCAUCCGGGGAAAGAAGGCGGGAACCUGAACCUCAUUUCAAGAGUUCUUGAGGGCAGCGGUGAUGACGGUGCAGCUUGCCUUCCAUGUCUACUUGAGGAAAACGACAUUUUCGAUCCUCGUCAUUUCCAUGGUCUGAUACGUUCACACAAGCUGAAUUCAUCGCAGAAAGAGGCAAUCUUGCACUGUUUGGAAGCCAGGAAAUGCUACCAUACCAAUACAAUCAAACUGAUAUGGGGGCCUCCGGGAACGGGAAAAACGAGUACAACGAGCGUGCUAUUGCUGACACUUCUCAAGACGAGAUGUCGAACCUUGACAUGUGCUCCGACUAACAUAGCCGUUCUUGAAGUGGCAUCAAGAGUUGUAAAAUUAGUCUCGGGAUCGUCCGAGAUGGGUGGAUAUGGUCUUGGAGAUAUAGUUUUGUUUGGGAAUGGCAAGAGGAUGAAGAUCGAUGAUCGGGAUGACCUUAUUGAUGUCUUCUUGAGUCACCGGGUCGAACAGCUCUAUUAUUGCUUAAUGCCUGUCACUGGUUGGAGAGCUUCGGUAGAUUCAAUGAUACGUUUACUCACUGACCCAAAGGGGUUGUAUCUUGAAUAUUUGAAGAAUGAGAAACGUUCGAAAAAUGAGGUAAACAAGGAAAUUGAUUCAGCCACCAAACACAGAGGAAAUGGCAACAAGGAAAAGCAAAAAUGGGUCGAGAAGAUAGAGAAGCAAAUUGUUUGUAAUGCCCUAGAAGAAAAGAGGAAAAAGGAGCGAAAAGGGGAUCGCGUAAAGGAAACGACCAAACACAACGGGAAUGAUCACAAGGAGAAACAAAAAAGGGUUGGGAAAAUACAGAAACAGGUUGCUUCUAAUGGCUUGGAAGAAAAGCAGGAUCAUGUAAAGGAAACAGAGGAAGUACUUUGCGAAGAAGAACCAUCUAUGUCAUUUGAGGAAUUUGUAGAACAGAGAUUUAGUUACCUCAGAAACAUUCUGCAGCGUCAUUUCUCGAGUUUGUGUUUGCAUCUUCCUACCACUUUGCUUUCACCCCAAGUGGCGGGGAAGAUGUUUCAAACUAUUAAUCUUCUCAGAGAUACAGUUGUGGGUACCGAGGAAGGAAGUCACACGAUAAAAGUUUGCCUCAAGAUGCUAAGAUCGAUUCAUUGCUCUUUCACGCUUCCAGAUCUUUUGGACACGAAUGAUAUUAAGAAACUUUGCUUGGGAAAUGCAUGCCUUCUCUUCUGUACUGCAUCUGGUUCUGCCAAAUUAUAUACAGAAGAACCGGUCCAGCUUCUUGUCAUCGAUGAAGCUGCCCAGCUGAAAGAAUGUGAAUCAGCCAUUGCUUUGCAGCUACCAAGGCUUCGACAUGCCAUUUUGAUCGGUGACGAGUGUCAACUUCCUGCCAUGAUCCAAAGCAAGCUUGCUUCAGAGGCUAAACUAGGGAGAAGUUUAUUCCAAAGGCUGGUUCUGCUCGGGCGGAAAAAACAUUUGCUUAGUACCCAAUACCGAAUGCAUCCUUCUAUAAGUAUUUUCCCCAACCGAGAGUUCUACAAUACGAAAAUUUUGGAUGCCUCAACAGUUAAACUAAGAAAACAUGAGAAGAAGUUUCUUCCUGGGAAGAUGUAUGGACCCUUCUCUUUCAUCAACGUAUCCUACGGAAGAGAGAAAAUCGGGGAAGGACAUAGUCUAAAGAACGAUGUUGAAGUUGCUGUGUUGUCUGAGAUAGUUGCCAACCUUUUCAGAGUGUCAAAGAAUCAAAGGAGACAGAUCAGCGUCGGUGUUAUUUCCCCUUACAAGGCUCAAGUAUUCGCAAUCCAAGAAAAGAUUGGAGGGAUGUAUAGUAGUGAUGAUACUGGAGGCCUAUUCACUCUGAAUAUUCGGUCUGUUGAUGGGUUUCAAGGGGGUGAAGAGGAUAUUAUUAUAAUCUCAACUGUUCGGUCUAACGGGAAAGGCACAGUUGGUUUCCUUUCGGACCGACAGAGAACAAAUGUAGCUCUCACCCGGGCAAGGUUUUGCUUAUGGAUACUUGGUAACGAGGCAACUUUGACGAAUAGCAAAUCCGUGUGGACGAAGCUAAUUGAGGAUGCCAAAGAACGACAUUGUUUUCACGAUGCCAAAGACGAUAAAUCUUUGGUCCAAGCUAUGGCAAGAGCAACCAUUGAUCUCAACCAGUUUCAAAAGCUACAGAACAAGAAAUUAUUCUUGUUCAACUCUUCUAAAUGGAAGGUCUGCUUCAGCGAAGAGUUACCAAAAUCUCUGAAAACUGUUAUGGACUGUGAAAUUUACAGUAAAAUCAUGAAACUGUUGGAGAGGAUAUCGCAGGGUCGGUUUCAAUGUCAGUCUGAGAGGGACAGUUUGGUUUCAUCUUUCGAGAUUCUGAAACAAGACGAGAUCGACGAUGUUCUAAGCCUCGUCUGGGCGGUGGACUUCAUUAAGGAGGGCUUACACUACGUCCAAAUCUUGAAGGUCUGGGAGGUCUUGCCACAGUCCAAAGUUCCUCGAGCUGUACAGCGUUUAGACAAAUACUAUUCCAGAUACACAAAAGUCGAGAUAUUACGAUGCACAUCAAGACUUACUCGAGGGAACUUAGUCUUACCUAUGAGAUGGCCGGUUGCAGAAACUGGUUCUUUACACGGAAAUGGAUCCGGUGAUCUCUUAUUGAGCGACGUUACGAGAUCAUUUGCAUCUUUGAAUUUGAAGGGUGAAACAAUCGUCCCGAAACCGUCCAAGAGACAUUGGAAGCUGAAGAAGAAGAAGAAGGGUACUAACACUAAGAGUCUAUCAAAUCUCAAGGCACCUCGUAAAUAAACUGCUGAGUCUACGGCGUCCAUGGUUGGUAAUGUUGCAAGUGGACGAAUAGCAACGAUGGAGAAGUUUUGGAAACUCGAUGCGAUAUUUUGUAUUAUUUCCAUUCUGUCACUACGAGGCGAUAUUUUGUUUGUGAAACUUUGACAUUCGCCGCCACCACGACGAUAUUUGGCAGAUAGCUUGGAUCGCAAGUAACCAUAGGAAAGUUGGGCUUGACAAUUUUCUAAAUGUUGCUUGCAAUUCAAGCUAUUUCCCUACUGAAAAUCGUGUUCAGACAUGAUUUUAAAUGCAGGUUAGAAAGCUGCUGCACCUUUGAUAUUA
Messenger RNA from Tarenaya hassleriana, 3947 nucleotides. RefSeq lists its product as uncharacterized. The coding region runs from base 231 to 3626 and encodes 1131 amino acids. The record is from RefSeq and is a predicted model, not a curated record. The transcript is spliced from 10 exons. Gene Ontology annotation, molecular function: helicase activity. NCBI's taxonomy places the organism in Eukaryota, Viridiplantae, Streptophyta, Magnoliopsida, Brassicales, Cleomaceae.